This is a messenger RNA of Planococcus citri (citrus mealybug), 2760 nucleotides long. It is a transcript of the gene wnd, whose product is annotated as wallenda. Gene Ontology annotation, molecular function: ATP binding; protein kinase activity. The record is from RefSeq and is a predicted model, not a curated record. The transcript has 11 exons. NCBI's taxonomy places the organism in Eukaryota, Metazoa, Arthropoda, Insecta, Hemiptera, Pseudococcidae. Gene Ontology annotation, biological process: protein phosphorylation; signal transduction. Gene Ontology annotation, cellular component: cytoplasm. The coding region runs from base 258 to 2198 and encodes 646 amino acids.
GUUCCGUAAGACUAUCUAGAGAGACCGAACCGUGCUGUGCGACUCCACGCGGAUGUCGCAGCAGUGUUUUCGUUUCUAAAGUGUAAGGUGUUUCGGUGUAUAAUGCGAAUAAUGCCGGGUGAAAUUUGCGUUUUUCUUUACGAAUAGUGCGAAUAUGUGUUUUUCGAUGUGUUUUGUUGAUUAAUAUCGCGAGAUUACCGAAGAGUUUCCGCGUUAGUAACAUUUUGUUGGAUACGAGAAUUGCGAGAUAAAACGCGAUGUUGACGCCGGGCAGUGAUUCCGAGUCGAAAAGGUGCACUUUUUCUUUCGACGAAUCUUUCUACUGCAAAUAUUCUGAAGAUCACGAUGAUUUUGGAAAAGACGACGAUACGCAAGAGAGAGAGGAAUAUGGUGAAUUUGAGCAGAAAGCUAAUGGAGUAUUAUGCAUCGAAGCAGGAAUAGGCCAGCUUAGUAUUAAUAACCAAAGUCCUCCAAAUUUAGCCGAGCAAGCCGUCCAGAAUAAACCAGGCAAAGAAUGCGAACAAGCUGGAUGGUUUGGCGGAUUAUUAGGAUGCCUUAGUCCUUUUUGUAUGUUCGUCGGAAAAGUUACUUCGGCUGAGGUGAAAAGCCACUUACAAAAUGACGAAUGGGAAAUCGCAUUUGAAUCAAUCAGCGACUUACAAUGGCUAGGUUCAGGUGCACAAGGGGCUGUGUUCAGUGGAAAAUAUAAAAACACCACAGUCGCCGUAAAAAAGGUCCGAGAUCAAAAAGAGACUGAUAUUAAACACCUACGAAAAUUAAAUCAUCCUAAUAUCGUUCAGUUCAAAGGAGUAUGUACGCAAGCACCUUGUUAUUGUAUUGUGAUGGAAUAUUGUCCUUAUGGCCCGCUAUAUAAUUUAUUAAAAGACGGAGAAGAAAUACCUCCGAUUAGAUUUGUUUCGUGGGCCAAACAAAUUGCCUCCGGUAUGAAUUAUUUGCAUAACAACAAAAUUAUUCAUCGAGAUCUCAAAAGUCCAAACGUUCUAAUCGGCCAGAAUGAAAUCGUUAAAAUUAGCGACUUCGGCACCUGUCGCGAAUGGAAUGAAAUCAGCACAAAGAUGAGUUUCGCCGGAACAGUUGCGUGGAUGGCGCCGGAAAUUAUCCGUAAUGAACCAUGCUCAGAAAAAGUUGACAUUUGGUCUUACGGUGUCGUAUUAUGGGAACUGUUGACUUGCGAAGCACCAUACAAAGAUGUUGAUUCUUCAGCCAUUAUUUGGGGUGUUGGCAGUAACUCGUUGCAUUUACCAAUACCAUCUUCUUUACCGGAUGGUUUUAAAUUAUUGAUAACUCAAUGUUGGAAUCCAAAACCUCGUAAUAGGCCUUCUUUUAAGCACAUAUUAAUCCAUUUGGAUAUCGCUUCUCAGACUGUAUUAAGCAAACCGUCCGAAGAAUAUUUUAAAAUUCAGGCUGUUUGGAAAGAAGAAAUCAGAAUCAGGAUGUUACAUAUUCAAUCUAGUGAUAGUAAUGUGAUAAAAUUCGAAGAUGAUCUCAUUAAGAAACGCGAAGUUGAGCUAAAACACGCUCACGAUAUUCGAGAGCACUAUGAACGAAAGUUAGCUCGAGCCAAUGAGCUAUACAACGAAUUGAGCAGCGCCAUAUUCGAAAUUGAACAAAAAAAGCGUGAUUUAAUGAGGCGAGAAAAACAAUCGUCCAAAUUGUACCGUAAACGCAGCACUCGUUCAUCUGGUAAAGGCCAAGACAGAACAAACAAAUUUAAUCGCAACGAAAUCGCAGCACCAUGCGAAGCUAGUCUAGAAAUGGCCAAGAGACCAGACAGAACAAACGCCAACAGAUUUUAUAAGAACGAGGCAUUUUCAUCUUUUUCGCUAAAUGAUGCUAGUCCUGAAUCUUUAUCUGAUAUAAACUCUAAAGUACAGUUAUACGCUCAACUGACUAACGCAAACCGUCCCGAAUCAAUUAUAUUAUCAAAAUCAAAAAAGCUGCGUUAUUAUAAAAAGAGCCAAGCAUCGCCGAAGCACAGCAUACGCCGUAAAACUCUAUACGAAAAUAAUAAUUACCAACAUAAGAACAAAGUGAGCACGGAAACUCAAACUGAAACCUUAUCCGCGAACUGCAAUAUCCGUGCCGAAGAAGUCAAUAAUACGCGAUGCGUGAUGAAAACCGAUCACGAAGACUACCUCAAUGGGAAUUUACCUUCUACGACAAACAAAGUUUUGUAAAUUGUAACUAUUAUCCAAUUAUGAAUCAUUUUCACGAAUGUUUUCACAUUCGUGUGCGCUUCUUUAGUGACAUAAAAAUUUCAAUGGCCCUAAUUUAUUGUACCUACCAGUUAGCUGAGACUUUGCAAUAAUUUCUCAAAACCCCAGUAUUUUGUCGAGGUAGAGCGAUACUACUUAAUUAGUAAAACUUUCUAGAAUAUGUAUUAGAUUGAGUUCGAAGUGCAAUUGGUCACUAUUAUAUUGUGUAUUGUAUAGAUUGGUUUUCCUUAUGGUAGCUAUGAAACUCAUGACAAUUAUGUUCCAUUCCUGUUUUUUUUUUUCAUUUUUUAUUAUUAAUUUUUUUUUGCUAUUUUGUAUUUGCCGCGAGGUUAUACAUAUUCAAGUCUGAAUAUAAUGAUUUUUUUUCCUACAUACCUACAAAUUUUGUUGAUAUUUGUUUAAUUAUUUUUAGAGUUUUCCUAUUUUGUAAAUAAAAAUAUUAAAAAUGUACAUUUUAACAAUAUUAGUAUUAUAUUGAUAAUUGUUGCCAAUUUUUUGAUUAGUAAUAAAUCUUUUACAAAUA